GGUGAAUCCGUGUAGUGGGCGCGUGUAAGGACAUUCCAUAUGGCGCCCCGCGUGCAGAAAAUGCGCGUGAAAAGCCUCCCGAAGGCAUUUCAGUGUUUGACAGCACGAGGUUAAGAAGGACGAUUUUGGGAGUUGCAAUGGCAUUUCGUCUAGCCAGAAGCCGAAGAGCACUGAAAUUACACUAGGAAGACUAUCUAUGGUCCUUGAGGGAUGGAAUUAAUACUUCCCGGCGGGGGAAUAUUUGUUGUUUGUCGCGGAUUGUGAUGGGAAUCAGAGGCAUAACAUGGAGUCUCGAUGUGCGUUUCUAUCGGAGAUUAGGCGAUAGAGCUCGGUUAUCGCGGGGUUAUCGUGAAUUUCGCUGCUCGUGAAGCAUUUUUCCAGCUGACUUCCUCAGAAAUAAGAACAUUCGUUGAUUGGAAGCCUUUCUUGCUGUGUCUCUUCAACAUUUCCUCCUCCUUUGCAGUGGUAAAGCCGAAGAAAUGAACUCUCUCUGUCAAAUGGCUAUUCCGGCGACUGAGAACGGUCUUCACCAGGAGAAAGUGGCAAUUCUGGAUGCUGGUUCUCAGUAUGGAAAAGUUAUCGACAGAAAAGUGCGUGAUCUCCAGGUGGAGUCGGACAUUCUGCCCCUUAGCAUGCCCGCACUGGCACUGAAGGAGCAAAAUUAUCGGGGUAUCAUCAUAUCCGGCGGCCCCAAUUCCGUCUACGCUCUCGACGCGCCCCAGUACGAUCCGGCCAUCUUCAAGCUCGGCAUUCCAAUCCUGGGCAUUUGCUAUGGCAUGCAAAUGAUCAACAAAGAGUUCGGCGGCUCGGUGGCCAAGAAGGACGCCCGAGAAGACGGCCAGAUGGAGGUGAACGUGGAAACGUCCUGCCCACUCUUCAAUCGGCUGAACACCAACCAAACGGUUCUGUUGACCCAUGGCGACAGUAUAGAUCGUGUUUGUGACCAAUUCAAAGUGUCUGCCGUGUCGAAGAACACAAGUAUCGUGGCGGGAAUUUACAACGAGCAAAUAAAUAUUUAUGGUGUUCAAUUUCAUCCAGAGGUUGAUUUGACCAUUAAUGGUAAGCAGAUGCUUUCGAACUUCUUAUUCGACAUCUGCGGCAUGUCAAAGCGCUUCACACUGCAAAAUCGCAAGGAAGAGUGCGUGAAGUCGCUGAAGGAGAUGAUUGGCUUGAAGAAAGUCCUGCUUCUCGCGAGUGGAGGCGUUGAUUCGACCGUGUGUGCAUCUCUAUUGAACAAAGCUGUGCCUCCGUCUCAAUUAAUCGUCGUUCACAUAGAUAAUGGAUUCUUGAGGCAGAACGAGAGCGAAGCAGUGGAGAAGUGUCUCGGUGAAAUCAAUAUAAAUGUAAUUGUGAAGCGAGCGCAUCAUCAAUUUCUCAAUGGGACGACAACUGUGAAACAGCCUGGAUCACACUACUCGACAGACACGCCAAUGCUAUCGAUGACGACAAAUCCAGAGGAUAAGCGGAAAAUAAUUGGUGAUGUGUUCGUAAAGGUCACGGAUGAGGUGAUUAAGGAGCUCAAGUUGAAACCCGAAGACAUUCUGCUGGCUCAAGGAACUCUGCGGCCGGAUUUGAUUGAGUCAGCGUCUGCCCUGGUCAGCACCAAUGCGGACACAAUUAAGACACAUCACAACGAUACAGAACUCAUCAGAAAACUCCGUGAGGCUGGUCGUGUGGUGGAGCCGCUGAAAGACUUUCACAAGGACGAAGUGCGUGCUUUAGGAUAUGAUUUGGGUCUGCCCAGCAAGUUGGUGGAGAGACACCCUUUUCCCGGGCCAGGACUGGCCAUUCGGAUCCUCUGCGCUGAUGAGCCUUACAUUGAGAGGGACUUUUCUGAGACACAGGUUAUAGCCCGUGUGAUAGUGGAUUACAAUCAAAAGCUCCAGAAGAACCACGCCCUGCUGAGCCGUGUUUCCGGUACGACGUCCGUGGCGGAACAGAAGGAGCUGCGAAGGAUCUCCAGUGCGAUAAAACUCACCGCCACCGUUCUGCCGAUCAGGAGUGUCGGCGUGCAGGGCGACAAGCGCUCGUACAGCUACGUUGUGGGGAUUUCGAGCGAGGGGGCGCCAAAUUGGGGGGAUCUGAUGUUCCUUGCCAAGAUAAUACCGCGCAUUCUACACAAUGUCAAUCGAGUUUGUUAUAUAUUCGGCGAGCCUGUACAGUAUCAAAUCACCGAUAUCACGCACACGCACGUGUCGCGCAAGACAUUGGCCCAGCUCAGAGUUGCUGAUGCGAUAGUGAAUGAGGCACUGCAAGCCUACGGCUGCAUCAGACGCAUCUCGCAAAUGCCUGUAGUAUUAAUUCCACUUCACUUUGACCGAGAUCCAGCCAACAGGAUGCCAUCGUGUCAGCGAUCAAUUGUUCUGCGACCGUUCCUAACAAAUGACUUUAUGACGGGCGUUCCAAUUCUACCCGGUUCCGAGAAUCUACCGAUGAAUGUCGUGGAGAAGAUAGUUCGUGAUAUUCUUUGCGUACCUAGCAUUUCUAGGGUGUUAUACGACUUGACGCCUAAACCUCCGGGCACCACAGAGUGGGAAUGAUUUCACUUCAAUUCACCCCUAUCAUCAACAUUUUUGUCAUCUCUGUAGUUACUGAGAAGGUGAAGAAGAGAGGGACGAGGGAAUGAGAAGAGAAUACAAAAAAUUGUGUAAAGAAGAGCGAAGAUUAGUCUUGUGUCGUGAGGGUCGUGAGGCAUUUUUCACGAGUUUAGCGAUGACGGAAGAAAAGGGACAAACGGACAUUUCUAGGAUCUGGAAGUGAGAUGAAAUUUAGCCACAGCAUCCAGUUACAUAUAUUAAAUAUAUAAAAA
This is a messenger RNA of Phlebotomus argentipes, 2809 nucleotides long. RefSeq names its product GMP synthase [glutamine-hydrolyzing] (gene bur). Gene Ontology annotation, cellular component: cytosol. Lineage: Eukaryota; Metazoa; Arthropoda; Insecta; Diptera; Psychodidae. The transcript is spliced from 10 exons. Gene Ontology annotation, molecular function: ATP binding; GMP synthase activity; GMP synthase (glutamine-hydrolyzing) activity. Gene Ontology annotation, biological process: GMP biosynthetic process. Bases 480 to 2540 code for a protein of 686 amino acids. The record is from RefSeq and is a predicted model, not a curated record.